GAAGUUUACUUCCAUACAGCAUGUAAUAAAUUUGAUCAUAUUGGUGUUAAACAACAGCAUUUUUGAAAAAAAUAAACAAAAGAAAGCAAACAUGCAAUCGAGAAAAUAAUAAAAAAUUAAAUAAUAAAUGUAAGUGUGAAAAGCCCACGCUAAAAAUGUUUACGCAGUAAUAUAAAAAAACCGGUCAACGGCUCGCUUGUGGCAAAGCGCCAUAGUGGCCCACAAGAGCACCUACCUGUUUGUACAUGUGGYCGUCAAAGCUUCGCACCCCCAAAUGUCACUCAAAGUGCUUAAAAAUGGAACAACUGCGUGGCACUUGCGCGCGGAGAAACCAAAAAAGUUGUAAAGAAACUGGMAUUACAAGAAAAUUACACAACAAAAACAAUUAAAAGAACACUCGAUCGACUACGUUGUAUAAAUGCGUAAACACAUACUGAAACAUAUGCGCCCAGUUGUUUCCAAAAAUAAAAAUAAAAAUACAUAUAUUCCCGCUUAUAUUGCGCGCAAAACAAAAGCACAUMAAAUAAUUAAAGAUAAAAACGAUAAGCAGUACACCUACGCACACCGCCCGCACACACACCGCCACCCACACUAGCCCAAAAAAAAAAUGCUGCGUAGCUGUGUGUGUUUGGGUCGUGGCGCGAAACGGCGCAGCUCCUCGCUAGAGGACACCUCGUCGUGUCGCUCGUCCGAAAUCGAACGUGUCGCCAAACGUAUGGAGACCAUGACCGUUUAUACGAAAACCACGACGACGUCAAAAACGACAACCACAACAACAAGUAAGCUGCAGCAGCAACAGCAGCUGUUGCAACAAAGCAACGACGGUGGACGCAGCACCACUUCCAGUCUAUUGCAGUUCUUCCAAUCGAAAACGUGGUACCGGCAUUGGCGCAAAACGGAACGCUCGAUGAGCAUGUCAAAGACCGAAAGAACUUUACGAGCAGCUUUGCUCAUCCAACGUUGGUAUCGAAGAUAUAGAGCGCGCAUGGAGGUGCGUCGCCGUUAUACAUGGACUAUAUUUACAAAUCUAGAAUAUGCCGGUGAAAAUGAUCAAGUGGAGUUAUAUAAUUUCUUCAAUGCACUGCUUACACACAUUCCCGAAGCUGCUGCKGCCCAACGCCCGUCACUGCAAAGGGACUCAGAGGUCUCAUUAGCUUCAGAUGUUUAUUUCGAUGAGUCAGAUUUCAAUGAGGAUGGCGAAUAUCGUUCCGACAAGAAUUAUGAUGGACCACAUUUAAAAUUUCCCUUAAUCAAGAAGGAUGUGGUGACGCUGAUUGAUGUGUUUCGCAAGAAAAAAUCUGAUCGCCUACUGGCCAAAUAUGUGGGUGGUAUACUAAAAGAGGCUGCAUUUAAAUUAAAACGACUUCCAAAUCUCAAUCAAGCAUCAACGGCGAUAUCCAAGCAGGUGACAGUUAUUGGAGAUUUGCAUGGAAAGCUGGAUGAUCUGCUGGUGAUUUUCUAUAAGAAUGGUCUUCCCUCAGUCGAAAACCCCUAUGUCUUUAACGGCGAUUUCGUGGAUCGCGGCAAAAAGGGUCUGGAGGUCUUCCUGCUGCUACUUGUCUGCUUUCUGGCCUUUCCCGGUGCCGUGCACUUGAAUCGCGGCAAUCACGAAGACUCUGUGAUGAAUGCGCGUUACGGUUUCAUACGCGAGGUGCAGCAGAAGUAUCGACGCAAUGCCGAUAAAUUAAUGAUAAUGAUUGAAGAAGUCUACCGCUGGCUGCCGCUGGGCACCAUCGUUAACAAUCGGGUGUUGAUUGUGCACGGCGGCAUAUCGGACACAACGGACUUGGAUAUGAUCAAGAGCAUCGACCGCGGCAAGUAUGUCUCCAUAUUGCGACCGCCCAUCGAGAUGGCUGGUGAGGACGGCAUCGAUAAAGUCGAAUGGAAACAGAUCUUCGACAUAAUGUGGAGCGACCCACAAAUUACCGAUGGCUGUAAGCCGAAUGCGCUACGUGGCGCUGGCACCUAUUUCGGUCCCGAUGUAACCAAACAAUUCCUGGAAAAAUAUAAAUUGAAGUUCCUUGUGCGUUCACACGAAUGUAAACCGGACGGACAUGAGUUCACACAUAAUAAACAGGUUAUCACAAUAUUCUCGGCAUCCAAUUACUAUGCCGUUGGUUCAAACAAGGGUGCCUACCUGAAGUUCGGUCCCCAGUUGGAUACACAAUUUGUGCAAUAUAUCUCAGCGGCAUCGAAGACUGCCAGACUAUCAUUCCAACAACGCAUAAGCAUUGUCGAGAGCUCAGCGCUGCGUGAAUUGGGUGCGCGUUUACGCGACCGACGUGUACAGCUCGAAGAGGAGUUUUCGAAAUUGGACCCAAAGAAUACUGGYGGCGUGACAGUCGCACAAUGGUCAGACACAAUGGAGCGUGUGACGCAAAUGUCUUUGCCAUGGCGUUUGAUGCGCGACAGAUUGGCACCGCCUUUUUCGCCGGACGAACCAAAUAUCGUUAACUAUCUGCUGACGUUGGAGCUGCUUGAAACGGAUGUUAUAGUUGAGGAAGCGGAGGCUUCUACAAGCGUCACCGAUGCUCUGUACAAAAAUAAGAGCAGCCUGGAAGCAAUAUUUCACAUACUGGACAAAGACCAUUCGGGUCAAAUAUCGUUGGAUGAGUUUGGUGACGCGGUGGAUUUGCUACGUAAAUACAUGCCAUCGGCUGGUUCGAAGAAAGAACUAAUGAAUAUGUGCCAAAUGAUGGACAUAAAUAAAGACGGUUUUGUGGAUCUCAACGAAUUUCUAGAGGCAUUCCGUCUCUGCGAUCAAGCGCGCAAAGCGCCACAACCCACAAAACCCAAGAUGGCACGACGCAAGUCAUUGUCAGAUUCAUUGCGCGUUGCCGAGCUCGCUGAACAACUUUCUGUGCAGAAAUUCGCAGAUACGGAAACCGACAUCGAUCCGCGAGAUCAUGCGUAAGUGAUACUCAGUGCAAAGCCCAAAAUAUAAACAAAGUGACGGACACAUACACACAUAUGUGAGUACUCAAAAGUAAGCAUAGAAUCUACUAAUGGUGGAGGCACUAACAACUAUAAGCGAAGUAGACUUUUACAAAUUGUCAAAAGUAUAAUUUGUGGAUAAUCACAAAACUGUUAUGAAUUAAUUUCGGUUAAUAUGCUAUGUUAGUUUGUAAAAUAUUUCUAUUUCUAUAAAUAAUUUUUUAAGCAAAUUAUUUCUCACAUAUACAAACAUAUUUACGUUGUGUGUAAAUAAUGCGCGUUAGAUUUUUGUAUUAGCACAGUUAUAUUGUAUAGAUUUACUUUACUUACKUAGACUCAACGAAUGCUUUCCGCUGCAUGUACCAGAUUCUUACUCCGUCCAAACAACACUAUUUCUAAGUACUCUCAAUAAUUUAUUUGUUUAAAAAUAAAAUUAUUCAAUUAUAUAAGUAAA
This is a messenger RNA of Bactrocera latifrons, 3388 nucleotides long. It is a transcript of the gene rdgC, whose product is annotated as serine/threonine-protein phosphatase rdgC. Gene Ontology annotation, cellular component: nucleus; cytosol. Gene Ontology annotation, molecular function: protein serine/threonine phosphatase activity; calcium ion binding; manganese ion binding. Gene Ontology annotation, biological process: detection of stimulus involved in sensory perception. The transcript is spliced from 14 exons. The coding region runs from base 608 to 2914 and encodes 768 amino acids. Lineage: Eukaryota; Metazoa; Arthropoda; Insecta; Diptera; Tephritidae. The record is from RefSeq and is a predicted model, not a curated record.